AUGGAGCCUCUGGAAUCAGUGACGUUUGAAGAUGUAGCGAUCAACUUCACCCAGGAAGAGUGGGCCCUGCUGGACACAUCCCAGAAAACCCUGUUCAGAAACGUGAUGCUGGAAAAUAUCACCCACCUGGUCUCCAUAGGGUAUCAGAUCAGCAAAUCAGAUGUGAUUUCCCAGCUCGAACAAGGAAAAGAGCUGUGGAGUGAAGCAACAGGAUGUCUUCAAGGCCAGAGCCCAGGGAGGAAACGUAAUGUCAGCAAACAGUGUGGAAAUUCACUUAGUCAAGGGUCAUUCCUUGACGGACAGGAUCACAUUCACACUAGAGGUAAAUCAUGUGAAUGUCCUCUCUGUGGGAAAGCCUUUAUUAAUUCCUCUUGUCUCAGACGACACAAGAUGAUUCAUACUGGAGAGAAACCAUAUAAAUGUCAUCUCUGUGGACGUGGCUUUCUGCAAAGUUCUGACCUUAGAAAUCACAAACGGAUCCACACUGGAGAGAAACCAUAUAAAUGUCAUGUGUGUGGGAAAGUCUUCAGUCAAAGUUCCUACCUGAAAGAACAUGAGAAAACUCACACAGGAGAGAAGCCAUAUAAAUGCCAGAAGCACUAUGAAUGUCAUCAGUGUGGGAAAGCCUUUAGUCAGAGCUCUGGACUUAGUCAGCACAAGAGAAUCCACACUGGAGAGAAACCACACAUAUGUCUUCUGUGUGGGAAGGCCUUCAGUCACAGUUCUGAACUGACUCGGCACAAAAGGAUCCACACAGGAGAGAAACCCUAUAAAUGUCAGCAGUGUGGGAAUGUUUUCAGUCAAUAUGCAAACCUGAGAAGACAUGAGAGAACCCACGUUGGAGAGCAGCCCUAUGAAUGUCAGUGGUGUGGGAAAUGCUUCAGUCACGGCUCUUCACUUAGACGACAUGAGGGAACUCAGCACUGGAGAGAAAGUCAGGAGGGCCCUCAGUAG
This is a messenger RNA of Balaenoptera musculus (blue whale), 954 nucleotides long. Its product is annotated as zinc finger protein 239-like. The record is from RefSeq and is a predicted model, not a curated record. Gene Ontology annotation, biological process: negative regulation of transcription by RNA polymerase II. NCBI's taxonomy places the organism in Eukaryota, Metazoa, Chordata, Mammalia, Artiodactyla, Balaenopteridae. Gene Ontology annotation, molecular function: DNA-binding transcription repressor activity, RNA polymerase II-specific. The transcript is spliced from 5 exons. Bases 1 to 954 code for a protein of 317 amino acids.